GUCCCAUUAAACGGAGUUAACAUAAUAAUUAUGAGCGAUGGCAUCGCGCGGUUUUCAUGGCGCUGUGUGGUGGUGUUCACGGCGUGAGUCUGGCCUCGGGUAUGCGCCUGUACAGCAGGGGGAGGGGUUGUUCGUCAAAGUAACUGAGCAUGCGCAAGCUCUCAUUUUGUGCGCGUGGCUCUCCCGCCAGCAACUGAGCAGCUUUCUU
Molecule: messenger RNA, 208 nt
Organism: Geodia barretti
Lineage: Eukaryota; Metazoa; Porifera; Demospongiae; Tetractinellida; Geodiidae
Source: the annotation of a GenBank genome assembly